GUUACUUUCCACCCCAAAGAAAAUAAAUUUCAACUCCCCAGUCGCCUGUUGAUGCUUGCUUUCACGAUUUUUAUUGGCAAUCACGUUUCUUAAGUCAUGAGCUAUUUCAUGAAAAUUCAUACUUGAUGUUCUUUUUUCUCUCGUCCUGUUUCUGAAUCCUCUGUAGGCUUAAGUUGUUUUGCUGCUAUCAUACAACUCGCGCUUGUCUCCCACUUCUCAGUCUAAGGUUUCUUCACAUUGAUGGUUAUGGAUCAGUGGUUCAGCAGGUUGUCUGAGUCCUCUGCAAAUGAGUCCGAGUUGGAGAAUGAGAUCAUUCUUUCUACCUCAAAAGAAUCACAAGACAUUUCAGACAGCCGUAAAGAUGCCUCGUUGCUCACACAUGCUCCUACUUUGGACUCCCGAGAUGAUCACUACUCUGAUCCUACACUCAAAUACAUUAGCCAGAUGCUACUGGAGGAUAGUGAUAUCGAUGAGAAUAAUAAUUCCAGCUUGUAUUAUGACCCUAUUUCCCUUAGAGCUGUCGAAAAUUUCUUUAAUGACGCCCAUCAUCAAAAACCUUCACCACCUAAUCAGGAACCUCUUUUUGUUAACAAUAAAUCUGGAAGCCGGGACAGCAAAUUUAGGAGCUCUAGUAGUUGUAACACCGGACUAUCUAAAUCAUAUGUGGAGAGGUCAAAAGGUUCUUCAUAUAGCUUGAAUAGUAUUAUGAAUACCCAAAUGGACUCUUUGAACACUGUUAAGUUAGGUCCAAAUGGAUGUAGUGAUACUGAGUCCAUCUUGCAGUUUAAAAGAGGUAUGGAGGAAGCAAGUAGAUUCCUUCCUUCCCAAAAUCAGUUGCUUCUCAGUACAGAUAAGGGUGCGGCUGAUUCUUCUAGAGGAAAGAAGCAUCAACAUUCAGUUGACGUUGGGUUACAGGAAGAAAGGCGCACUAAGCAGUCUGCAGUUUACGAGGAGGAGGAGGAGGAGGUUGAGAUAAUAGAGCUGUUUGAUAAAGUUUUGCUGUUUAGAAAUAACGAGGAUCCUCCAUCUGUAGUUGGAAAGGGCACCCAACAGAAAGGACAAGGUCGUUGGAAGGGACAUGCAAAGAAACAAGGAAAGACUGGUAAAAAUGUGGAUCUAGAGUCUCUUUUAACCAGCUGUGCACAAUCUAUUGCAGAUGCUGAAUAUAGGAUUGUGGAAGAAAAGCUAAUGAAGAUUAGGAUGCACUCUUCGCCAACCGGUGAUGCAAAUCAAAGGCUGGGCCAUGCAUUUGCAAAUGCUUUUGAGGCACGGUUGGCUGGGACUGGGGCGCAACUAUAUGCGGCACUAUCUUCAAAUACGACCUCAGCUUCUAGAAUGAUAACGGCCUAUCGCACCUACCUUACAUGUUGGCCGUUCAUGAGAACAUCGUUUUUCUUUGCAAAUACAAUGAUUUAUGAAGUUGCAUUGGAAAGUAAAUCACUUCACAUCAUAGAUUUUGGUAUUCUUUACGGUUUCCAGUGGCCCAUUCUUAUCCAGAAUCUAUCACAUAGACCUGGUGGACCUCCUAAACUUCGAAUAACCGCAAUUGAGCUUCCCCAACCUGAUUUUCGUCCGGAAGAAAUGGUAAAAAAGACCGGUUGUCUUUUGACAAAAUAUUGUGAACGUUUUGGUGUACCAUUUGAGUACAAUGCCAUAACAACUCAAAUUUGGGAGACAGUUAAACUUGAGGAUUUAAAGCUUGAGACUAGUGAGAUUGUUGCUGUUUGUAUCGAUUCGAAAACCUACUUGAUGAGACAGUAGGUUUUGCAGAUACUCCAAGUCUCCCUAAGGAUGCAGUUUUAAAAUUAAUCCGUGAAAUAAAUCCUCAAAUUUAUGUGCAAUCAGUGCUGAGUGGAGCCCACAGCUCUCCUUUCUUUAUAUCUCGUUUCCGAGAAGCUCUCUUCUUAUACACUGCAGUCUUUGAUAUGUGUGAUGCUACAUUACCCCGCGAUGAUCCUCACAGGUUGAGUUUUGAAAAAGCUAGGGCAUGUGAAAUGAUGAGUAUCUUAGCAUGUGAAGGCAUGGAAAGAUUGCAUAGGCCUGAAAUAUACAAGCAGUGGCAUUUGCAUAAUUUGAGAGCUGGGUUAAAGCCUAUUCCCAUAAGACCCGAGCUUGCAAAUGAGCUUAGAGACAAGACAAAGGCCGGAUUUCACAAGAAGUUUCUGUUUUUAGAUGAACGUCAUUGGAUACUGCAGGGGUGGAAAGGUAGAGUUUUUAGUGCCAGCUCUUGCUGGACAUGUGCAUAAUAAGAAACUAAGAUAUAAUAGCAUUGAAGCUGUUGGAAGGUAGCACAUUUGCAUUAUUCGUUACUUCUUGAACACUUUUCGUAAAAUAUUGUCUCGGUCAACAUGUCAAAGGGGUAACUUUUACUUUGAAGAAUUUUAAGACCUGAGAUGCCAUGGGAAAAUGACAUUUGAUCACGUGAAAGUACAUGCUUUUCAUGGUUGUUCUUGGCAUUCUUUAACAUGAAACCUUUGCUGACUGUGUCGUUAACAAAAACCUUGGAAUCUAGGGCUCUCUGGUUUACGGUUGAGACCUAUACAAACUUUGAUUAGCCAAAAACGAGGUUGUUGAUAUAACUCCCUGUCAUGGAACUCGAAAUUGAACUAGUGGCUCCGAGAAGCAUGAACCCCACAACUAUUUUCCGUUCUCUCCUAAUUUUUUCAUUAGCUGUUUGUAAACCAAAAGUAGUAUACGUCAUACUCGUGAUUACUCUACCC
Molecule: messenger RNA, 2720 nt
Organism: Cuscuta epithymum
Lineage: Eukaryota; Viridiplantae; Streptophyta; Magnoliopsida; Solanales; Convolvulaceae
Source: the annotation of a GenBank genome assembly